UCUGAAUUUCCCACCUCUGCAGUUCUUUGAUUCGCACAGCCAUUUCUAUCUCAGCCAAUUGGACCAUCGCGGAACCUUUGAUUCCUCCGUCUCACACACAUAAUCAAAUUAUCUUCUUGUUUGCUGACUACUUGUAUCUCGACUUCGAACUGGCAUCAUGACUACUCCCAUUCUCGCAGGAGCUCCGGGGGAAUGCUGCUUUACUGCAGUUAAGCACGAAGGGACACCUGCAGGGAGGAUCGAUACCAUUACUGGUGUGCCGACCUACGUUUCCGAGCCAAAGUCCCCUAAGACCACCCCAAAGCCGAAGGUUGUGCUGUUCUUUGCUGACAUUUACGGCCCUCUGUACAUCAACAACGAAUUGGUUCAAGACUAUUUUUCUUCUCAAGGAUUUUUCGUCGUUGGGGUCGACUACUUCCUCGGAGACCCAGUUUAUAUACACACAGAACCGGACUUUGAUAGGCCGGCAUGGAUAGAAAAGUCGAAGCAACAGGCGAAAGAGCUAAUGCCGCCAUGGAUGGCCGCCAUCCGGGAGAAAUACGGUCAGGAUGCGCAGUAUGCAGCCGUGGGGUACUGCUUCGGAGGUCCGUUCGUUUUGGAUCUGGCGGCUCGUGGAGAUAUCGUGGCUGGUGCUAUCGCGCAUCCAGCAUUCCUUACUGAAGACCACUUCAAGAAUAUCAAUAAACCUCUAUUUCUAUCAUGCGCGGAAAUCGAUCAUACCUUCCCGCUGGAGUCUCGCCGGCGCGCUGAGGAUAUCCUGAUUGAAAGAAAGACCGGCUAUUGUUUCCAGGUCUUUUCGGGAGUCAAACAUGGUUUUGCUUUGAGAGGCGAUCCCAAUGUCGGCGAUACUCGCUGGGCAAAGGAAGAGUCCGCACGAGGCAUUGCUAACUGGUUUCAGCGCUUUUACGCUGAGGACUUGCAGUUAGCCAAAUCAGAGUUGUGACAAUCUGUAGUACAGAAGGUACCCGCUAAGGCCAGUACUUUGUGAGGAGAGAAGGAGUUGCUAUGGACAACGAGAUAAAAUACGGCGAUAAGGCUUGAAAUCAAUAUACAUCAUAUCUUUAUCGUG
Guyanagaster necrorhizus is the source of this 1069-nucleotide messenger RNA. Its product is annotated as alpha/beta-hydrolase. Gene Ontology annotation, molecular function: hydrolase activity. The transcript is spliced from 7 exons. The coding region runs from base 158 to 943 and encodes 261 amino acids. Lineage: Eukaryota; Fungi; Basidiomycota; Agaricomycetes; Agaricales; Physalacriaceae. The record is from RefSeq and is a predicted model, not a curated record.